Oryzias latipes (Japanese medaka) is the source of this 8457-nucleotide messenger RNA. Its product is annotated as cell adhesion molecule DSCAM. The record is from RefSeq and is a predicted model, not a curated record. Gene Ontology annotation, molecular function: protein binding. Gene Ontology annotation, biological process: cell-cell adhesion. Lineage: Eukaryota; Metazoa; Chordata; Actinopteri; Beloniformes; Adrianichthyidae.
GCGCAGACCACCGAAUCAGGUCCGGCAUCAUUGUUCCUCUUCAAGAGCAGACACCUUGAUUUUUGUCUUUAAAAAGCAGAAACAAGGAGGCCUUUUGAAGCUUCACGCACGCGCUCAGUCGUGCGCCCUCGCCCUCCAGCCCUGCACCUUUAAGGCAAUGGAGAGGGACAAAGCGGCUGCGGAGACGGCGCGGGUUUGUUCCACAGCUCUGAGGCAGGGCAGGUUGUGAGCGCGGGGACCAGCGUGCGCGGGGUGUGUGCGCGGCUCAGGGAGGAUGCGUGUGCUUGUUGCUCCCCGGACGGAAAGAGGCGAAGAGAGGCUGAGUUUGCAGCGCAGCUAACGGCCAAGUGUCCGUCUGCUUCUUCCUCCACAAACGCAACUUUGGGGCUUUUUUGUCCUCUGGCUCUUGUCCGAGCGGGUUUCUGAAUUCUGUUUAUUUUUUUAUUCUUUAUUUAUUUAGGAGGCUUUUCCUCUUUUGCCUCUCAGUACUUUGCUGCUCUUUCCCCUCCCCGUGGAGUUGGCGUGUUUUCUAUGCGUCUGCAGCGACGCACUGAGCGGCGGCGCGGCGCACCUGGACCGGAGCGCACCGAGCCGAGCCUCCGGAGCUCUACGCACAGCGGCGCUCCUCUUCACUGAGGCCCGGCGCAGCGCAGCGCCCUGGCGCCAAAACUAAACCAGCAGAACCAGAGGAAAGGAGAGCUAUAAGAUGUUUCUAGAUUUUAAAAGGGACUGGCAGUUGUGGAUCAUCAAGCCGCAGUAACAGAAGACAAUCAGAAGCAGGAGGAAGCUCGAACCUCCUCCUCUUCAUCUUUUUCCCAACGAGCAGGAUUGAAAGAGAGAGAGGGGAGCGCGGCAGAGAGAGGAGAGGAGAUUUGCAGCUCCAUUUUCUCGCAUUGCUGUAGUUGAAGAAAUAAUAGGAAGAAAUUGUAAGAGAGUGCAGGAAGAGAAGAAGAACAAGCAUAAGAGUGGAUUUUGAACGGAGCGGGGCAUGUGGAUAUUGGCUCUUUUCUUUUCCCAGUGCAUCUUGAAUGUUUUCUGUGAAGACCUACGUUCCAGCUUAUAUUUUGUCAAUGCAUCUGUGCAAGAGGUAGUGUUUGCCAGCACCACGGGGACGUCGGUGCCCUGUCCCGCUGCAGGUGUGCCCCCGGUCUCACUGCGCUGGUACCUGGCUACCGGCGAGGAGAUCUAUGACGUGCCAGGGAUUCGCCAUGUGCACCCCAAUGGCACCCUUCAGAUCUUCCACAUCCCCCCUUCCAGCUUCAGCAAGCUUAUCCAUGACAACACCUACUACUGCACAGCAGAGAACCCCUCAGGAAGAAUUAGGAGCCAAGAUGUCCACAUCAAGGCCGUCUUACGAGAGCCGUACACUGUCCGUGUGGAAGACCAAAAAGCCAUGAGAGGCAAUGUUGCGGUCUUCAAGUGCAUUAUCCCUGCCUCAGUGGAGGCCUACAUCACCGUGGUGUCCUGGGAAAAGGACACAAUGUCAAUCAGCGCUGAAAUGUCGCGAUUUCUAAUAACAUCCACGGGGGCCCUUUAUAUCCUGGAUGUGCAAAUGGAAGACGGGCUGUACAACUACAGAUGUAUGACGCGACAUCGGUACACAGGAGAAACCCGACAGAGCAAUAGUGCCCGUCUCAUUGUGUCAGAUCCAAUCAACUCUGCACCCCACAUCCUGGAUAGCUUUGAGCGCCGUGAGGUGAUGGCCGCUCAUCGAGUGGAACUGCCGUGCAAGGCUUCAGGUCAUCCCACUCCCAAAUACCGCUGGCUAAAAGACAACCGGCCACUGGAGCCAGACACAAGGUUCAGACAGAGCGUGACAGGCCUGCUCAUCGAGAGAGCCCAAUCCAGUGAUACAGGGACGUAUGUGUGUGAAGUGUGGAACAGCUAUGGCAACGCUGAGGUGGUUGGCAGGCUGCUAGUAAAAGAGCCAUUGAAGGUAACGGUGAGUCCAAGGAAGGUGAAGGGCAGCGUGGGAAGCCAGGUUUCACUGUCCUGUGGUGUCACAGGCUCUGAGGAGUACCAGCUGUCCUGGUACCGCAAUGGAGAGCUCAUCUACCCCAGUAACAGUGUACGCAUGACAGGCCAAAACAGAGAAAACCUGGUCAUGGCUGGAAUGGCCAAGAGUGACGGAGGAGCCUAUCAAUGCUUCGCCAGACAUGGCAAGAUGUCUGCCCAGGACUUUGUUCAAGUUGUGUUGGAAGAUGGCACUCCCAAGAUUCUAAGUUCAUUCAGCGAAAAGGUCUACAACAUCAACGAUUUUCUGUCACUGUCAUGCACGGUGAAAGGCACGCCAGAACCCCGGGUAACAUGGUCUCUGGAUGACGAACCCGUGAUAAGGGACAGCCGACACCGCAUCUCCUAUUACAUCAAUGUUGAGGGCCAUGUGGUCAGCCAUCUCAACAUCAGCCAGACUCAGGUCCCUGAUGGAGGGGUGUAUCGCUGCAUCUGCAAUAACUCGGCUGGGACCGUUUCCUACCAGGCGCGAAUAAACGUAAGAGGCCCUGCAAGCAUCAGACCAAUGAAAAACCUCACUGCCAUCGCUGGCCGGGACAUGUACAUCCACUGCCGUGUUAUUGGCUAUCCCUACUACUCUAUCAAAUGGUACAAGGACUCCAACCUGCUGCCUUACAACCACCGGCAGCGGGCCUUCGAGAACGGCACGCUCAAACUCUUUGACGUGCAGAAGGACGUGGAUGAAGGAGAGUACACGUGUAACGUGCUGGUGCAGCCGCAGCUGUCCACUCACCAGAGCGUCUAUAUUACUGUGAAAGUUCCACCCACCAUCCACCCCUUUGAGUUUCCACGGUUUUCCAUCGGGCAGCGGGUGUUCAUCCCCUGCGUGGUCAUGUCUGGUGACCAACCCGUUUUCAUCACCUGGCAGAAGGACGGCCGACCAAUUCCAGCCAGCCUUGGAGUCACUAUAGACAACAUCGACUUUACCAGCUCCUUGCGUGUCUCUAACCUCACACUCAUGCACAACGGAAACUACACCUGCAUUGCCCGGAACCAGGCUGCUGCUGUGGAGCACCAGAGCGAACUCAUUGUCCGAGUUCCCCCCAAAUUUGUGGUCCAGCCAAAGGACCAGGAUGGAAUCUAUGGGAAAUCAGUGACACUAAACUGCUCAGCUCAAGGUUACCCCGUUCCUACCAUCCAGUGGGAGUAUUCCAAAGGAGCUGGGGUUCCUCAGUUCAAACCCAUUGCUCUCAACUCGGGCUUUCGGAUUGAGGUGCUGGUGAACGGCUCUCUGCUUAUCAAGCAUGUUCUGGAAGAGGACAGCGGCUUCUACCUGUGCAGAGUCAGCAACGAUGUGGGGGCUGAUGUCAGCAAGUCCAUGUAUCUGAACGUCAAAAUCCCCGCCAUGAUCACGUCGUACCCAAACACCACACUGGCCACGCAGGGAGAGGAGAAGAAGAUGAGCUGCACCGCCCACGGAGAGAAGCCCAUCAUGGUGCGCUGGGAGAAGGAGGAGCGCAUCAUCAACCCUGAGACCAGUCGCUAUGUGGUUUCUGUCAAGGAGGCGGGCGAUGAAGUGGUCUCCACCCUGCAGAUUAUGCCCACAGUGAGGGAGGACUCCGGCUUCUUUUCCUGCCACGCCAUCAACUCGUACGGUGAAGACAGAGGAAUCAUCCAGCUUACAGUUCAAGAGCCGCCAGAUCCUCCAGAGGUGGAAAUCCGAGAGGUGAAGGACAGAACCAUUGCUCUGCGCUGGACCAUGGGUUUUGAUGGCAACAGCCCGAUCACAGGCUUUGACAUCGAGAGCAAAAACAAAUCAGCCUCCUGGGAGACAGCUCAGAAGACCAAAGAUGUUUCCCCUCAGCUCAACCAGGCCACCAUCAUCGACCUGCACCCCUCCUCCACCUACAACAUUCGCAUGUUUGCCAAGAAUCUCAUCGGCAAGAGCGAAGCCAGCAACGAGCUCACCAUCACCACAGACGAAGCAGCUCCUGACGGACCUCCUCAGGACGUCCAGCUGGAAGCUCUCUCCUCUCAGAGCCUCCGAGUCACAUGGAGGCCGCCCAAGAAACACCUCCAAAACGGAGCCAUUAAAGGAUACCAGGUGGGCUACAGGGAGUUCAGCUCUGGUGGAAAUUACCAGUUUAGUGUGAUCAGUGUGGAAACCACGGGGGACAAUGCAGAGAGCCUGGUCCUAGAUAACCUAAAGAAGUUCACCCAGUACGGCGUGGUGGUGCAGGCCAGUAACAGCGCCGGGACAGGGCCGUCGUCCACUGAGGUGGCUGCUACCACGCUAGAGGACGUGCCCAGUCGACCUCCGGAGAAUGUCCAGGCUGUUGCAACAUCUCCAGAGAUCGUUUCCCUCUCGUGGCUGACUCCUCCCAAAGACGCUCUGAACGGAAACCUGCUGGGCUUCAGGGUCAUCUACUGGGCCAACCUGCCUGAUGGAGAGCUGGGAGAAAUCAGGAACGUGACCACGUCAAAACCCUCUCUGGAGUUGGAUGGCUUGGAGAAAUACACCAACUACAGCAUCCAGGUGUUGGCCUUCACCAGAGCAGGGGACGGAGUCCGCAGCGAACAGAUUUACACCCGCACCAAAGAAGACGUUCCUGGUCCUCCAGCCGGGGUGAAGGCAGCUGCUGCCUCCAACUCUGUGGUGUUUGUGUCCUGGCUUCCUCCUUCCAAAGUCAACGGUAUCAUCAGGAAAUACACAGUUUUCUGCUCCAACCCACACCCUACGGUGAGCAGCGAGUUCGAGGCGGCACCAGACGUGUUCUUCUACCGCAUCCCCAACCUGAGUAGGAACAGGCAGUACAGCGUCUGGGUGGUGGCCGUGACUGCUGCAGGCCGUGGAAACGCCAGCGAGGUCAUCACUGUUAAACCCAUGGCUGAAGCUCCAGCUCGGAUCCUGACCUUUAACCGGACAGUAACCACACCUUGGAUGCGAGACAUUGUGCUGCCUUGCAAAGCUGUUGGAGAUCCGUCACCAACCAUCAAGUGGCUCAAGGACAUCAAUGAAAGCCCUGCACCUGUUGUGAUUGACAGCCGACGCAGCGUCCACGGAAACGGUAGCCUUGUUAUACGCACAGUCAAAGCAGAGGAUUCUGGAAACUAUACUUGUGGCGCCAGUAACAGCUUUGGCUUGGACAAAAUUGUCCUUAAUCUGCAGGUUCAAGUUCCUCCUGACCAACCUCGCCUCACUGUGACCAAGACCACCACCACAUCUAUCACCCUGUCCUGGAUACCCGGAGACAACGGUGGCAGCUCCAUCAGAGGCUACAUCCUGCAGUACUCUGAGGACAACAGUGAGCAGUGGGGGAAUUUCGCCAUCAGCCCCAGUGAGCGCUCCUAUCGGCUGGAAAACCUCAAGUGUGGCACGUGGUACAAAUUUACCCUCACCGCACAGAAUGCAGUUGGCCCAGGCCGCAUCAGUGAGAUCAUUGAAGCAAAGACUCAUGGGAAAGAACCCCAGUACUCAAAAGAGCAGGAGCUCUUCACCAGCAUCAACGCCACCAGAGUCAAGCUCAACCUGAGUGGAUGGAACAAUGGCGGAUGUCCAAUAACUUCCUUUACACUGGAGUACCGAGCCGCCGACUCACCCACCUGGACAACGGCACAGCGCACCUCCCUCACCAAGAGUUACAUCCUGUAUGACCUCCAAGAGGCCACGUGGUAUGAGCUACAGAUGAAAGUCUACAACAGCGCUGGCUAUGCUGAGAAGAGAGUCAAGUUUGCCACGCUCAGCUACGAUGGCAGCACCAUCGCUCCCUUGGUGAAGGCGCCAAAUGUCAGUGAGGAAAACUCCAGUGGAGGGGAGGGUUUGAAAAUGAUGGUGACCAUCUCCUGUGUGCUGGUGGGCAUGGUCGUAGUCUUCAUCGGGCUGCUGAUGCUGAGGCGAAGGAGGAGGGAGCAGAGGCUGAAGAGGCUGCGCGAUGCUAAAAGCUUGGCUGAGAUGCUCAUGAGUAAAAACACACGUCCAGCAGAGCCAAUCAACAAGCAGCAGCAGACGCUACGCAUGCACAUCGACAUUCCAAGGGCACAGCUCCUCAUCGAGGAGCGGGACACCAUGGAGACUGUUGAUGACCGCUCCACAGUGUUACUGACGGACAACGACUUUGGGGAGACGCAGAAGCAGAAGUCAUCCACAGUCACCCACACUGUUCACUACCAGUCGCUGUCCCAGGCCACCGGUCCACUGGUUGAUGUGUCUGACGCCAGACCAGGAACCAGUAAGUCCAACCCCACUGCCCGUCGCACGGCGAAGGCUGGCCCUGCAGCCCGCAACCGCUAUGCUAGCCAGUGGACCCUGAACCGCCCCCAUCCCCCCGUCUCCUCCCACACCCUCAGCACUGACUGGAGGCUGCCCACCCCUAGAGUGGCAGGGUCAGUGGACAAGGAGAGCGACAGCUACAGCGUGAGCCCAUCUCAGGACACAGACCGAGCACGCAGCAGCAUGGUGUCAACAGAGAGCGCCUCCUCCACCUACGAGGAGCUGGCCAGAGCCUACGAGCACGCCAAGAUGGAGGAACAGCUCCGCCACGCCAAGUUCACCAUCACAGAGUGCUUCAUCUCUGACACAUCCUCAGAGCAGAUGACGGCCGGCACCAACGACUACACCGACAGCCUGACCUCCAGCACUCCGUCCGAGUCCGGCAUCUGCCGCUUCACGGCCUCUCCGCCCAAGCCUCAGGACGUCAGCCGGGUCAUGAACAUGGCUGUGCCCAAGGCCCACAGACCGGGGGGCGAGCUCGUCCACCUUCCUCCAUACCUACGCAUGGACUUCCUGUUGAACAGAGGCAUGUCCUGCUCUGGGUCAUCCAGGGGGGCAGCGGGAGGGGAGAGGGCAGCCAUGGGUCAGACCUGUCUGGAACCCCAGAAAAGCCGCUCCCUGAAGCGGCCCUCUCGCAUGGCCCCUCCAACGCCUACAGAGGCCCCCCAGGCCAGCAGGGACUCAGCGGCCCAGUGGCAGCCGGGCUCAGCAGCAACGCUCCCCCACAGGGAGGGCUCAGAGCUGGCCCAGGCUGCCAAGCUCAGCACCUCCCAGGAGUCCCUGCUGGACUCCAGAGGACACCUAAAGCAGAGCAGCAACCCCUACGCCAAGUCCUACACGCUGGUAUAACAGCAGGGGCAUGGGGGGGCGCGCUCACCCUGACACUGGACUUAACACUCAAGUGCAGUAAACUGACUUUCACCACGCAGUUGUGUACAUAUGUGCCCCCCUGCAGGGGCGGGCUCCUUUUACUAAUCUGCUUUUAUUUAUUUUAGAUUCUUUUGACAGUUUUUUGUCUAUUUUGCUUCUUUGUUCUCCUCAGAAAAAACUUCCUCAUCGGAGCUUUGCCAAACUAACAAGGGAGCGUUAUUUAUUCCUCAUUCUUUCUAGAUAAUCAGCCGUUAAUAAUUGUUAGCAGUCAGCAAUUAAUAAUUCAUUAUUGAGCACCGAAUGAUCUACUGUUACGACAAUAUUUUCAUAAGAAGCCGGACAUGUUUUUUAUUUGUGGUUCCUGCAGAGGACAAUGACGCUUUGGAGUCAUUUCUCCUUGGGAAUAUUCUUCUGAAGCUUGGAAGGACAGCUCAGCAGAUCGACUCCGGUCCAAAACUUUCCAGCUGCUCCUAAAUUGUUACCUUUUUUUUGAAAAAUACAAAAAUCUAUUUCCUAUGGAUGCAUGGGGACUGACCAAGGAAAGACAACAGUGGUUCUGAAGGCGGCUGGAUGGCCCGGUCCAGCAUUCUGUCUCUGAAAUGAUCCAAUGUGAAGAUUUAUUAUUCUUACUACGAUAAAUAUAUAUAUGAGAGAGAAAUCACUUUUAUUUGUGGGUAUUACAGGGAAAAAUUGGUUUGGUUAAUAAAGUCUUAGUCAUGUUUGCACAUAUCUGAUUUUAAUUAGGAAAAAGAGUCUCUGUUGAUCUUUGUGUCCCAUUCUUGAUGGUGCAAUAUGAAAAAAGCUAUGAAACGUUUAUGAAGACUAUACUGUAACCAUGAAGAAUUCUAUGUUUGUGAGUAUGCUUACAGGGAGGGCACGCUCCUGCUGCUGUAUUCAGGUGGUAAAUCUCAAUAGCUAGAAGAAGGGGGGGGUUGCACACCAUGCCUGCCUGGCCCUAGUGUGCCAGACCUCCCCCCCACACACACUCUCAGUGCACUAGGACGAGUCUCCGGGCUCUCAGCCUCUUCAGUAGGUCUGAUGUCGCUGCGUGGCAGUGAUGCUCCUCCACAGGGAAAAAAAAACGUGAGACAAUCCAGCAGAACCCCCUGAAACCAAACUAUAAUGUCUGUGGGAAAUAUCAGAGAAGUGUGUCAGAAGGUGUUUUCUGUUUGUUGAUUUGUUUGUUUUGGUCUGCCCUGGCCUGGUUCUGUUGGUUAUGAUUGACUGUCAUCUUUCUGAUUCUGCAUUUUAACGACAACAACGUCACGUUUUAUUUUCACGAGUGUUCACCAUGAUGGCGCUGGAAUAAAGAUGAACUAACACAAAGGUCCAGAAGUGAGUAAUAAAAUGGAUGUUCCCCAAAA